UCUUGGCGCCUCCACUCUGGACUAUUUUCUGGACGCAUAGCGGCUAUGAUGUGUUAAGUUCAUAAUGUCCCGACAAUCCGUCUAAGAAACUCACCUGUCAUGAAAGCUGAUACUUGGUAUUCGAAAAACUUUCGUUUAUUAGUGUGUUCGUGACAGUACGUAACCUGGAUGAUUAGUGUUAGUUUCCAACUUAUCGUGACAUUUCCUUCCCUCCCACUGUCGAUUCUGAGAAAUCUCACAUUUUCUAUUUGGGUGUACUUUUUGGACCAUUACAGGUACGAUAUAAAUCGAUCGAUAUGACUAUCAGAAAGAUUUGCGGUAUCGGUGCCGGAUAUGUAGGUGGACCGACGUGUAGCGUGAUAGCCUUGAAGUGCCCAGAGAUUCAGGUGACUGUAGUGGACAAGAGUAAAGAAAGAAUUGCACAAUGGAACUCAGAAAAGCUUCCGAUCUAUGAACCAGGUCUCGAUGAGGUUGUGCGUAAAUGUCGCGGCAAAAAUUUAUUCUUUUCUACGGACAUCGAGACCGCGAUCCAGGAGGCUGAUUUAAUUUUUAUCUCGGUCAACACGCCGACAAAAACAUUUGGCAAUGGGAAAGGAAGGGCAGCCGAUUUGAAGUACGUCGAGAACGCAGCCAGAAUGAUCGCGGAAAUUGCGACCGGGGACAAAAUCGUUGUGGAGAAGAGCACAGUUCCAGUCAGAGCAGCGGAGAGUAUCAUGAAUAUUUUGCGUGCCAACCAUAAACCAGGAGUAUCGUAUCAGAUCUUAUCAAACCCGGAGUUCUUGGCGGAGGGGACCGCAAUUGAGGAUUUAGUGAAUGCAGAUCGCGUUUUGAUCGGAGGUGAGGACUCACCGGAAGGGCAGGCGGCCAUCGAGGAAUUAUGCAAAGUUUACGAGCAUUGGAUUCCAAGGAAGAAUAUUUUAACUACAAAUACUUGGAGUUCGGAGUUAUCUAAGCUGGCCGCCAAUGCCUUUUUGGCGCAACGCAUAUCAAGCAUAAAUUCCUUAUCGGCGGUAUGUGAAGCGACUGGCGCGGACGUGUCUGAGGUGGCACGGGCUGUUGGCCUUGACUCUCGAAUAGGAUCGAAGUUCCUUCACGCAUCGGUCGGAUUUGGUGGUUCGUGCUUUCAAAAGGAUAUUCUUAAUUUGGUGUAUAUCUGCGAAUGUCUAAACUUACCGGAGGUGGCGGCCUAUUGGCAACAAGUCAUAGACAUGAAUGAAUACCAGAAAUCUAGGUUCUCCGCGAAAGUAAUCGAGUCUCUAUUCAAUACCGUCACGGACAAAAGUAUUUCUAUGCUAGGCUUUGCCUUCAAGAAAAAUACUGGUGACACGCGUGAGUCACCGGCCAUUCACGUUGCUAAGACCCUACUCGAUGAGGGUGCUAUGCUUCAUAUAUAUGAUCCCAAGGUCGAGGAGAGUCAAAUUAUCGAGGAUUUGACACAUCCGAGUGUAACUAAUGAUCCAGAAUACGUAAAAAGCAGGAUCAGUAUUUACAAAGACGCUUAUAGUGUUACGAAAGAUACACACGCUAUAGUACUUUGUACCGAAUGGGAUGAGUUUGUAGAACUGGAUUACAAACGAAUUUAUAUUAACAUGAUGAAACCUGCAUAUAUUUUCGAUGGAAGAAAAAUUUUGGAUCACGAUAGGUUACAAAAGAUAGGUUUUAUCGUACAGACUAUUGGCAAAAGGAUUACGAGGACCGUACUUUCAAGGGCAUGGGGAAGUCAACCUCAAAUAUAAAUAAAUAUACGCAGGUUGUCAUAUGAGACCGAAUUCAUUUGAUUUCAUAAAUAUUUUAAUUAUCACGCGAAUGGGUUUAGAAUCUUGUAAAUUCCGAAAUGUGCUAGAUUUUAUACUCUCCACGGAAUAAUCUUGACAUAGAAAGUAGUAUUUGCUUUCACUUAAAGUAUUUUCCUUUUUUUACAGAUUCUGUGAAAUAGUAAAUUAGCUUAUAAUUUUUUCAAAUUUACAAAAAAUGUAGAUUCACAAAAUUUUGAAAGAUCGAGCAUUUUUGAUGGAGCUUAGAUUUAAGAUUAUAAAUGUUGGAAACAAAUGCGCCUUUUUGAGAACAAGUAUGUACCUAAUAUAUAUCACUUAUUGUAACUGUUUGUAGUAAUGAACAACGUCAGUUGUAUCAAACAUUUAUAUAUACUUUUUACAUAAUUUGAUAUGUAGAUAUCUGCAAUUAUUAUAAUUAUGAUGGUAAAUAUUGUAGCUUUAUUCUU
This is a messenger RNA of Bombus impatiens (common eastern bumble bee), 2221 nucleotides long. It is a transcript of the gene sgl, whose product is annotated as UDP-glucose 6-dehydrogenase. NCBI's taxonomy places the organism in Eukaryota, Metazoa, Arthropoda, Insecta, Hymenoptera, Apidae. The coding region runs from base 297 to 1736 and encodes 479 amino acids. Gene Ontology annotation, molecular function: UDP-glucose 6-dehydrogenase activity; NAD binding. Gene Ontology annotation, biological process: glycosaminoglycan biosynthetic process; polysaccharide biosynthetic process. Gene Ontology annotation, cellular component: cytosol; nucleus. The transcript has 6 exons. The record is from RefSeq and is a predicted model, not a curated record.